Molecule: messenger RNA, 477 nt
Organism: Triticum aestivum (bread wheat)
Lineage: Eukaryota; Viridiplantae; Streptophyta; Magnoliopsida; Poales; Poaceae
Product: heavy metal-associated isoprenylated plant protein 43-like
Exons: 1
Coding region: 45-470 (141 amino acids)
Source: RefSeq, a predicted model, not a curated record
UCUUCUUGUUUACCAAAUGUAUGUAAUUUUCAGGGAUCAAGUCCAUGGACAUUGACCAGGACAAGUGCACGCUGACGGUGGUCGGCACCGUCGACCCGGUGUGUGUCGUGCAGAAGCUCAGGAAGUCGUGCUUCGCCGCGACUAUGAUCAGCGUGGACGACGACAAACCCAAGGAGAAGAAGAGCCCCUGCCAGGAGGCCUGCGAGAAGGCCUGGAAGGAGAAGUACGAGAAGGCCUGCAAAGAGAAGUGCGAGAAGGCUUGCAAGGAGCCGUGGUGCGGCGACUGCGAGAAGGGGACACCGUCGUACCGCUGCACGCCGGGCUGCUACUCCAGCCCCUGCGGCCUGCCCAGCUGCCACUACUACAGCAAUGGCUACGGCUACGGCGUGCGCACACCCCCGCCGCCACUGGGAUACGCCUGCUAUGAGGAGCGGUCACGCGGAGGCGGAGGAGAAUGCGGCAUCCAGUAAGCCGGUG